AUGGUCAUUAAGCCGUGUCCCACAGCGACCACAGCUUUUCUCCUCCCGAAGCGACUCAAGCUCGCGUCUCUCGCGCUAGCAGGUGGCGUCAGCAGUUCUGGAAAUAGUAGCCCUGACUCUCGCUCCGUCUCGACCGUGACCGUGACCGCGACAGCGACAGUCGCCUCCGACACGCUCCCUCCAGGCGUCGAUCCCCGCCAGCCGAUUCUCUUCCCCUCACACAUGUCGUCCUCCGAGGCCACGCAGACCGUCCCGCGCCGCAAGGCCUGGUUCCCGCUGGGCUUCAAGGAGGCUGCGCAACAAUGGUGGACCUGCGUCAACGCCCGGCAGGCUGAGCGCAAUGUGCUCUCGUUCGUGCCCUACAUCCGCGAAGCGUCAGCCGAAGCGACCGGCUCUCAGCUGCAAGAGCUCGCCAAGAGCGAUCCCUUCGGCCAGCGCGUGUGGCGCUCGUCGCUUGUCUCGCUCUCCGGGAAGGACCGCGCGCUCAACGAACUGGCCAUCGAGCGCGUUGGCGAGCAGAUUGAGGACACCCUCGUCAUGUUGCAUGGCUACGGUGCCGGCCUGGGCUUCUUCUACCGCAACUUUGAACCGCUGACCCGGCUGCCCGGCUGGCGGUUGUAUGCCUUGGAUAUGCUCGGCAUGGGCAACUCUUCGCGUCCGCCGUUCCGGAUUCGGGCUAAGGACCCCAAGGAGAAGAUUGCCGAGGCUGAGGCCUGGUUCAUCGAUGCGCUCGAGGAAUGGCGAAAGAUCCGUGGGAUUGAGAAGUUUACCUUGUUAGGCCACUCGCUAGGCGGCUACCUCGCCGUGUCCUACGCCCUGAAAUACCCCGGUCAUCUUAACAAGCUUAUUCUUGCGUCUCCUGUCGGCAUCCCAGAAGACCCCUGGGCCGUCAACUCCGAGGCCCCCGAGCCCGAAGAAUCUUCCUUCGUCAACGAGUUCACCCAAGACCAAGAGAGCAUCAUUUCCGGCCGUUCCUCCAACAUCCCGACUCCAACCUCCUCUGAUUCCGAGUCUAGUAAUUCUAUCAAGAUUGAAGGUACCAUGUCCGCACCUCCUCCAAAACGCCCCAUCCCCGGCUGGCUCUCCUUCCUCUGGGAUGCCAACGUCUCCCCCUUCAGCCUCGUCCGCCUGGCGGGCCCCCUCGGCCCCCGUUUUGUCUCAGGCUGGACCCACCGCCGCUUCAACCACCUGCCCCCUUCCGAAAAAGAAGCCCUCCAUUUGUAUUCUUAUGCCCUAUUCCGCCAAAAAGGCUCCGGCGAGUACGUCCUGCCCUAUCUCCUCGCCCCCGGCGCGUACGCCCGUUCCCCCGUGAUCCAUCGCAUCGACAAGGUCGGUCGGCAGGUCAUCCAGCCGGCGACGGAGGACCGCCCUGCCGUGCGCGAGACGGGCUUCCCGAUCGUGUUCAUGUAUGGCGAGAAUGACUGGAUGGAUCCGGCGGGCGGGUACGCCGCAGAGGAGAAGAUCAAGCAGGCGUGCGUGAAGGCGUUGAUGCGUGCGCAGACCGAGGAAGAGAGGGAGAAGGAGAAUGGGGGCGCCAAGGUGGUGAUUAUCAGGCGAGCGGGACAUCAUUUGUAUCUGGAUAAUCCGGAGGAGUUUAAUGAGGCUGUGAGGAGGGAGAUGGAGGAGGUUAUGGAGGAGAGGAGGAGAAGGCAGAGGAGGGGAUGGGAGUGA
Messenger RNA from Thermochaetoides thermophila DSM 1495, 1671 nucleotides. RefSeq lists its product as uncharacterized. Gene Ontology annotation, molecular function: A2-type glycerophospholipase activity. The transcript is spliced from 2 exons. Gene Ontology annotation, biological process: cardiolipin acyl-chain remodeling. Gene Ontology annotation, cellular component: mitochondrial inner membrane. Bases 1 to 1671 code for a protein of 556 amino acids. The record is from RefSeq and is a predicted model, not a curated record. Lineage: Eukaryota; Fungi; Ascomycota; Sordariomycetes; Sordariales; Chaetomiaceae.